Vicia villosa (hairy vetch) is the source of this 23670-nucleotide messenger RNA. RefSeq lists its product as uncharacterized. The transcript has 3 exons. NCBI's taxonomy places the organism in Eukaryota, Viridiplantae, Streptophyta, Magnoliopsida, Fabales, Fabaceae. The coding region runs from base 5456 to 9670 and encodes 1404 amino acids. The record is from RefSeq and is a predicted model, not a curated record. Gene Ontology annotation, biological process: DNA integration. Gene Ontology annotation, molecular function: nucleic acid binding; RNA-DNA hybrid ribonuclease activity.
AUUUCAAAAUUGAAGAAAAAUAAUAAAAAGUUUUCAUGGGUUUAAGAAGAAAAGCGUGAAAAAUGGUUUAAACGGUGGAAAUACGAGAAAAAUUCGCAAGUCAUAUUUGGAAGGUGAUAUGAGCUUAGUUCCCGCGUUAUCUUGACUGUUUCGACGAUAUCUACAACUUUCGCGUUCGGUUCGGAAGCUAAUUCUUUGAGGAAGGUCGUCAAAUUGGCAAAUUACUUGAGAUUUCGUAGUGAAAAAUAGUGCUGAAUGUAGGGUUUUGCGCCUCGGAAAAUUCAUAUCUCCUAAUCCGCUCGCCGGAUUCGCUUGAAAUUUUAACUGGAGCUCCGUGACAUCAGUACCAAGAUUUCAUAUGUUCAGUCCGAAGACCAACUAUGCACCAAAAACUCCCAGCAUUUUAAUGAUCGUCGCACGGUUUCGGUAAAAAAGUAUGUUUUCGAGUGUGUCGCACCGAGUUUGAAAAUUCAUAACUUCUUCGAUUUUUAUCGUAUGAAGCCCAUUCCGGUGGCAAUUUCUUGGAAAUUUCGUUAGCUUCGAUUCUUCGUCACACAUGCCAGGUCGGAUUCUGAGCCGAAGAUGAGGUUUUAUCGAGUUCUUUGAGCGGUACGCGCAAAAUUCUGCACAGUCGCGUUUGUUUGGACCGACGUUUCUCGUCAUUCAAACGCGCGUAUUUUCUUCGUCGCUUAUCCGUUUGAGGCGAUUCUCGCGGCUAUGAUCUACGAUUUUAGUCACCUUCGAGUGGACGUUGGUUUCGUUCCGAGAUUCAGAGCCGAACCGAGUUUCCUUAAAAACGAGCCAAAACAAGACGAACCGAGGGCAAUUUAGACAUUUCGCGUUGACAAUAUAUAAACAUUUUGCUCUUCACAAAUCAAAGGGGAACUCUCAUAAUUUCAACUCACCAAUUUUCACAAACAUAUUCUCUCAAUUCUCUCUCAAUUCUCUUGAAUCAAAACCACAAAUUACAUAAAACUUUCAUCAAUAUUCAUCAAAGUUCAUCAAGAUCAAGAACAUGGAUUGAAGAAUCAAGAUCGAAGUUCGGAUUUCUCUUCUUCUCUCCUCAUUGGAUCUUGCGCGCGCCUCCCUCUCUCUCACACUCCGGAUUUUGUUCGAGUUCGUCGCGUUCGUGUCGUGUUCGCGUUCAUAUCGUGUUCGUGUUCGUGCUUCGGUUGGAUCUUCAUUCGGUAAGCCUUGAACCAUUGAAUUAAGUGCUUAAUUGUUGAUUAUAUGUGAAUUCAAAUCUAGAUCUACUCCUUGUUCUUGAUUUAUGGAUGAUUGAUAAUGAUUGAUCGGUGAAUUUGCGUAUUUUUGUCCGAAUUGAUCGUGUUCAUGUAAAUUGUGAUUGGAUUUGAUGUUGAUUGAAUAUGAUUGAUAUCCGUUGAUGAUGAAUUGUGUUGUUCGUGUUCGGAUCCGUGAUUUGUUGUUGACUUUGUGUGCAUAAUUGUUGUUGAUAGUUUGUGUUGCUUGUGAUGUACUCCACGUGUUUGUAUAAAUGCAUGUGAUGCAAUGUUGCUUGAUAUUUGCUCUAUUUGACGAGUCGCACUUAGCAUAAUUGUUAACACGUGGAUUAUUUGAUGUGUGGAUGCAUGUAAAUUGUGUUGUUGAUGUUUGCUUGUGCUUAAUUGGUACGUUUUGGAUUGAGUGCGAAUGGCUCCAAGGCCUUUAAAAUGCUUAAAAAUCUGUUUUUACACGCCAGGAACCGGGUUGUCCCAGGCGGGAACCGGUUCCCACUAUAUCCAAAAAUGCUGUUUCUCUGGUUUUUAGUACCAGGAACCGGGUUGUCCCUAGGUGGGAACCGGUUCCUGGCUUGCUAAUUUUUGUGUUCUCUGCCUUUUUGUAUGGGGAACCGGGUUGUCCCUAGGGGGGAACCGGUUCCCAGCUUGCUUAUUUUCUCAUUCUCUGUGUUUUUGUACCAGGAACCGGGUUGUCCCUAGGUGGGAACCGGUUCCCAGUUUUCUGAAAUGUUCAUUCUCUGGUUUUUUGUAUGGGGAACCGGGUUGUCCUAUGCAGGAACCGGUUCCUGAGUGUUUUUUUUCAUAUUUCAUUUUCUAACUUCAAACUUUCGUAUCUUUUCACUCGUAACUCCGAUUUGUGCGUUCUUUAUAUCGUUGGAAAGCUUGUGAAACGUGCUAUCUCAUGAAAUGAUUGAUAUUGAUUGUUUGUCAAGUUCUCCAUGUUUGUUUUUCCUUUUCAUGUUGAUCGUUUAUCUUACAUUUACAUAAUUUGUCCGUUUCUUUUCGCUUUAUGCAAUAACGCAAUUCCGAUUGCGAUGUUUGUUAUCUCUAACCUGUGUGCUAGUGUGCAAGGCAUUUAGACGGUCGCCGAUUGAUACUCAUUGCUUGAGUGUUCCGCUUCACUUGCGGAAUACGAUUCUAUCUCAUUUACUCGUGACGUGUUCUCAUCCUGGAGACACGAUCCCAUAUUACUUUAUAUCUGCUUGUUUGGUUUGCUUGUUCCUCUUGCAGGUGUAUUGUGAUUGUGCUCGACAUACGAGUCGACAUUUGUGCGCUUUAUAAAUAAUCGGUGUGCUGAAUCGGUGUGCUGACUAUUUGCUUUUGCUUUGCUAGCUCGCUCGCGGGAUCCUUAGUUUCUUCGCUUCGUUUCUCCUCAUUUUACGGAUCAUCAUCCGUUUGGUAUUGAUUCCGUUUCAUUUUAUUAUUCCCGCACUUUAUCGCUUUCUCGCAUCAUCCUUUAACAUGAGAAGUAGGACUUAGACAUGCAUCUGGCCAAGUCCUCGAAAGAGGCUCUGUUUUUGUUGGUGUGUUUACAUUUGUGCUUUGCGGCAGGGAGUCACGGUGUAAUAAGACCUAUAUGGCACUCCGUUAAGUCCUCAUGGAAGGCAUGCGGUCAAGGGUCUGUAAUCAACCCCCGCCUAGUUUCAUCGAGUCCGUUCAGUAAGCGCACGCUACGCGUUGCCUGCUUCUGAACCAGCACAAGAUCUUGUUAUCGAGUAUGUCAGGAAAAGGGUCCAUGCAGCCGGACCCCCGCCUUUCUUAUAGCUCGCGUCGCUCGACGUUGAUGCUCGGUGUACGCACACACCGUUUUCCUUUACGAUCCGUGACGGCUUGGUUGCCGAGAGGGGUCCGCCCUCUUGUCUAUGGCCCGAUCAUUUUCACGAGGUCUAAUGCUUGGUUGACUUGGGUUGAGCUGCUCCCCUUGGCUAUGGCGGGACCGUUUUUCUACCAUUCGGUCAGUACCGUUGGUUUUGUUUGCUUUACGAGUGGAUGCUCGUUUGUGUGCUAUUUGUUUGCUUUUGCCCUUUUCCUCGUAGGUUGAUAGCUUAGCUUAGACUGAUACCCUUUGUAUGAUAACAUUAGGUAGCAAGCUUUCCCCCCUUAGCUUAAGUCUUCCUCAUGCAUUCUUUAAAACACAAACCACACUCUUUGAUUUUCUUUUCUUAAGAGCUUGUUAUUUCCGCUCCGUUCCCAGCAUAAGUCUCCAAAGGUCGAGCAGCGGAGUGUGAAUGUAACUUGUUCACUUAAAAAACACAAAACAAACAAAAUUAGUUAGCCGAGCUACGGUAGCUCUGAUUCUGCAAAACAGAUACGUAGGCAGCGGGGUAGGGCCCGUGCGAGCAUAAUCCUUUCUUUUCCCUACAUUCUGCAUUCAUUUUAGUCCAGAUUAGCGUAGAUUUGUUACACACCCAUAGAUUUAGACACAAGCGUGGAUACCAUCGAGUACGAUGGGCGCGUGGGGUGCUAACACCUUCCCCUCGCGUAACCGACUCCCUUACCCUUUUUCUCUGGUCGUGAGACCGUUGUUUUGUUUUGUGGUUUGCUGGCAUUCCCUUCCUUUUCAGGAUAAAUAUGUUAGUGGCGACUCUGUUAAUUUUCGCGGGGUAGCGACAACUGGCGACUCUGCUGGGGACGUCUUGACCUGUUGCUGGUCCGGACUCAGCGAGUCGAUCCUAGCGCUUGUGUGUUUAUCUUUGGGUGUUUUUACUGCUUUGCAUAUUUACCUGUUUGCAUUGCAUUCUAUGUGCGCUUUUACUUUUCUGCAUCAUAUUCUGGACUGUCUGGAUUUCUAUCUGUGGGUGGGUGUUUCAAGAGGUAAAAGGCCCAAUACCCAGGCUAUGAGUGAUACCAUAGGAACUAGGAAUAGAGUGGCCGUGACGGACAGAAGGCGUAUGCCUGAUUGAUCUGAGCACGUAUCCACGGGCAGAGCUUGGUGGAAUGAGGCAAUAUCGUAUGAUAGCGCCUACAUUCGAUCCUCUGUUGGCUUUUUUGACCUACCUUGGCCUAGAUUUACCCGUGAGUGGGGCGGGAAUCAAUUAUUGCUUAACAGGUACAUUGAUGGUGACUUUGGUUCUUGUUCGUGGGUUACCGCUGUUCUCGUUCGAGGGUUACUAUGGUUCAUGUUCGAGAGUUACUAUGGUUGUUGUUCGAGUGGUAAUCUAUGUUCUAUUCCAGUGUAUUGGUGACUAUAUGUUCUGGUUCCGAUGGUAACUUGUUCCGUUGGUGACUUGUGGUUUGUGUGGUGGUCCGAAACUAUACCGAACCUUUGAACUUGUGCCGUGUGAUUUCUCGGCAUCAUCAGAUAUGUCCAGUAUUGUGGUUCCCACCACUUUGCAUCAUUGCAUAUUUACUUUCCAAAAAAUGAUGUACAAAAAAAAUAACUAGCAUACUAGCAUGCAUGUUCCUUCCAUUUUCAAGGAAUCAUAUCUUUAAGCCUCGUGUCAAGCUCUUUCAUCUCUUGCUAAAAAUCAAAACAUGAGAAUUCCUUGGAAAUUGAAUGAACAUGGCAUUGCAUUCAUAUCAUGCAUCUCAUACAUUUAAUGCAUAACAGGUGUUUAGGAUUGAGGAUCUUUUAUUCAAACUUGGUACUCUCACCAGACUCAGAGACUUGAUUUGUUCUUGGUGUGUGUUCAAAGGUCAGUCAUGAAACAACUUUGUGGGGUGAUCAAGAAGAAAGCUUGGUUGGGGUUCUUUUCGAAGAUAGGUCUUAUUCUCAUUUGCUUCCAUGCUUGCUUUAUUUGCAACUGGUUAAGCUCCGCACUGUAUGGAUGUCUACAGAUUCUCUGUUUGAUGACAAUGACACUAGGUGUGAGUUCUAUUCUGGGGCACCUGAUAGUGCUGUGUCUUCCAAGGAUGUGGAGGAAUUAUUGAGAAUCAUCAGGAAGUCUGAUUACAAAGUUGUUGAGCAGUUGGGUCAGACCCAGUCAAAGAUUUCCAUCUUGCAACUGCUGAUGUGUUCAGAAGGUCAUAGAGAUGCUCUCUUGUGAAUUCUGAAUGGUGCUUACGUCCCGCAUGAAAUAUCUGUGAAUCAGCUAGAGGCGGUAGCCAAUAAUAUCUCCGCUGGGAACGGUUUGGGAUUUACGGAUUAUGAUCUUCCUCCAGAAGGGAGAAACCAUAACAAGGCUUUGCAUAUUUCGAUUGAGUGUAAGGGGACGACUUUGUCCCGUGUUUUGGUUGAUACUGGGUCUUCUUUGAACGUGCUUCCCAAAUCAGCUCUAAUGAGAAUUGACUAUGCCGGUGUGGAGUUAAGGCCUAGUGAAUUGGUAGUGCGCGCCUUUGAUGGUUCAAGGAGGUCUGUGUUCGGAGAGGUAGAUCUACCAAUCCAGAUUGGUACUCAGAUCUUUACUACAACCUUUUAUGUGAUGGAUAUUCAACCUGCUUACUGUUGUCUGUUGGGACGACCGUGGAUUCACAAGGCUGGUGCUGUGACAUCCACUCUUCAUCAGAAGUUGAAGUAUCCGGUUGACGGUAAAGUGGUGACAGUUUGUGGUGAAGAGGAUUACAUCGUGAGUCACUUGUCUUCUUUCCGGUAUGUGGAGAUCGAAGGUGAAAUACAUGAGACGCCAUUCCAAGCGUUUGAGGCUGUGAACGCUGUGAGAACUCCUCCUUAUGAGAUAACGAAGCCAGAAACGAUUAUGUCUUCUCUGAAAGACGCUCAGGUUGUUGUUGAGACUGGAAGAGUGGAAGGUUGGGGGCAAGUAAUUGACGUGCGUCCCAAAUUUGACAAGAAUGGUCUCGGUUUCAAUCCGGGGAAGCAGAAUGCAUCGCCCAAGCCUGAUAUCCUUAGCCCGAUCAAGUUUGUGAGUGGGGGUGUCAUUCGAGAUGGCCAGGUUAAUGCCAUUGUCAAUGGUGAAGAGGUGGAUAGUGACUGUGAUUUUGAUAGCUGGAUUCGUCCAAGUAUUCCUGGGGAGAUGCCUCGCAACUGGACAAUUGAAGAUGUCAUUCAAGUUACACAAGCUCAGGAAUGUUCCACUACCCCGGAUUUCAUUGGUAACAGUUCCGCUAUUGCUUAUUAUGAUUUUGACAAUCCGAUCUACCAAGCCGAGGAGGAAGCUUAUGAAGAUUGUGAUCUUCCCGACGAGUUGGCAAGAUUGUUGAAACAGGAAAAGAAAGCGAUUCAGCCGCAUCAAGAGGUAAUCGAGAUGGUAAAUGUUGGUACUAAAGAGCAGGUCCGAGAAGUCAAGAUAGGGGCUGCGCUUGAGAAUAGUGUGAAGCAGAGGCUUAUUGUUAUGUUGAAAGAGUAUGCGGACAUCUUUGCUUGGUCCUAUGAGGAUAUGCCUGGUCUCGAUACAGAUAUUGUAGUACACCGCCUGCCUCUCAAGGAAGAUAGUCCUCCUGUCAAACAGAAGCUUCGAAGGACUCGCCCAGACAUGUCUGAGAAGAUUAAGAAAGAGGUUGAGAAACAAUUUGAUGCUGGCUUUCUGCAAGUUGUGAAUUACCCGUCAUGGGUUGCGAAUAUUGUUCCUGUGCCUAAGAAGGACGGAAAGGUCAGGAUGUGUGUGGACUACAGAGAUCUUAAUAGGGCGAGUCCAAAGGAUGAUUUUCCUCUUCCUCACAUUGAUGUGUUGGUGGAUAAUACUGCUCCUUUCAAAGUGUUUUCCUUCAUGGAUGGCUUCUCUGGUUACAAUCAGAUCAAGAUGGCACCAGAAGACAUGGAGAAAACAACGUUUAUCACACCGUGGGGAACUUUCUGCUAUCAAGUUAUGCCUUUUGGGUUGAAAAACGCAGGGGCAACGUAUCAACGUGCCAUGGUGACUCUUUUUCAUGACAUGAUUCACAAAGAGAUUGAAGUGUAUGUUGACGACAUGAUUGCAAAGUCUCACACUGAAGAAGAGCACUUGGUUCACUUGCAGAAAUUGUUUGAAAGGCUUCGGGAAUUCAGACUGAGGUUGAAUCCGAACAAAUGCACUUUCGGAGUGCGAUCCGGAAAGUUGUUGGGCUUUGUUGUUAGUGGAAAAGGUAUUGAGGUCGGUCCUGCGAAAAUAAAAGCUAUACAAGAGAUGCCUGAGCCGAGAACAGAAAAAGAGGUUCGUGGUUUCUUAGGGAGAUUGAACUACAUUGCUAGAUUCAUCUCUCAUCUUACGGCCACUUGUGAACCAAUAUUCAAAUUACUAAGAAAAGAUCAGACGGCCAGGUGGAAUAAUGAUUGUCAAAAAGCAUUCGAAAAAGUGAAAAAGUAUUUGCAGGAACCUCCGAUACUAAUGCCUCCAGUUCCAGGAAGGCCUUUGAUUAUGUACCUCACAGUUCUUGAAAAUUCAAUGGGAUGUGUGCUGGGUCAACAUGACGAGUCUGGCCGAAAAGAGCAUGCAAUAUACUACCUUAGCAAAAAGUUUACCGACUGUGAAUCCCGAUACUCACUGCUCGAGAAAACUUGCCGUGCUUUGGUGUGGGCUGCUCGCCGGCUGAGGCAGUAUAUGUUGGUUCACACCACCUUACUGAUUUCCAAGAUGGAUCCUAUUAAGUAUGUCUUUGAGAAGCCCGCUCUUUCCGGAAGAGUAGCCAGGUGGCAAAUGAUUUUGACUGAAUAUGAUAUCCAGUAUACUACCCAGAAAGCUUUCAAAGGUAGUGUGUUGGCGGAUUAUCUUGCGCAUCAGCCGGUCGAAGAUUAUGAACCGAUGAAGUUUGAAUUCCCCGAUGAGGAUGUGUUGUACAUCAGAGAUUGUAACAUUCCCGGACCAGAGGAAGGACCCGAACCAGGAUCGCGAUGGACGCUCGUGUUCGAUGGUGCCUCUAAUGCACUCGGGAAUGGUGUUGGAGCUGUAAUUACUUCUCCAUCAGGUUUUCAUAUUCCAUUUACAGCCAGAAUCUGUUUUGAUUGCACUAAUAACAUGGCUGAAUAUGAAGCCUGCAUUUAUGGUAUCGAAGCUGCAAUUGAUUUGCGAAUCAAGUACUUGAAAGUUUAUGGGGAUUCCAAUCUUGUCAUUAGCCAGAUCAAUGGAGAUUGGGAAACUCGCCAUCAGAAUCUGAUUCCGUACAGGGAGCAUGUGAUGAGAAUCAUUCCGUAUUUUGAUGAGAUCACAUUCGAGCAUAUUUCUAGAGAAGAGAACAAUCUUGCUGAUGCUCUCGCUACCUUGGCUUCCAUGUUCAAAGUGAAAUGGGCCAAUGAAGCGCCUAACAUCACCAUCAACAGAUUGGACGAACCGGCAUUCUGCUUUGAGGCUGAUGUUGAACUGGAUGGAAAUCCCUGGUAUCAUGAUAUAAAAAAGUUCCUCGAAACUCAAGAGUAUCCUCCCGAAGCGUCGGUGACUGAUAAGAAGUUUCUGAGAAGGUUUGCAGCUAAGUUCUACCUCAACGGUGGUGUAUUGUACAAGAGGCAUCAUGACGGUGUGUUGCUCCGAUGUGUUGUUAAGGAAGAAGCUUCGAAAAUCAUAGAGGAAAUGCACGAAGGUGAGUUUGGUACCCAUUCAAGUGGGCAUACAAUGGCUAAGAAGAUCUUGAGGGCUGGUUAUUAUUGGUCCACUAUGGAAACUGAUUGUCAUAACCAUGUCAGAAUUUGUCACAAGUGCCAGAUCUAUGCUGAUAAAGUGCACGUGCCGCCUGUGCCUUUGAAUGUCUUGACUUCUCCGUGGCCUUUCGCAAUGUGGGGCAUUGAUAUGAUUGGAGAAAUUAAGCCUACUGCUUCCAAUGGACAUCGCUUCAUUUUGGUUGCCAUCGAUUACUUCACCAAGUGGGUUGAAGCCGCAUCUUAUGCGAAUGUUACCAAGCAAGUGAUUACUCGCUUUAUCAAGCACAACAUUAUCUGUCGUUAUGGGAUUCCUGAGAAAAUCAUUACUGAUAAUGGAUCAAAUCUCAAUAACAAGAUGAUGAAGGAGCUUUGUGAGUCCUUCAAGAUCAAGCAUCACAAUUCUUCUCCGUACCGUCCAAAGAUGAAUGGCGCUGUUGAAGCGGCCAACAAGAACAUUAAGAAGAUUGUGCAGAAGAUGGUAGUGACCUACCGAGAUUGGCACGAGAUGCUCCCUUUUGCUUUGCAUGGUUAUCGCACCUCUGUGCGUACAUCGACUGGGGCAACUCCUUUCUCACUUGUUUAUGGCAUGGAAGCGGUAUUGCCUGUUGAAGUUGAGAUUCCUUCCUUGAGGAUUAUGAAAGACGUCGAGCUUGACGAGUCAGAAUGGGUACAAAAUCGGAUGGAUCAGUUGAACCUCAUUGAUGAAAAACGCUUAGCGGCCAUCGGACAUGGUCAGGUGUACCAAAAGAAGAUGAGGAAAGCUUUUGACAAGCGGGUGCGACCCCAAAGCUACAAGCCAGGUGAUCUGGUACUCAAAAGAAUCAUUCUCCCUCAAGGCGAUCCUCGAGGCAAGUGGACUCCGACGUAUGAAGGCCCCUUUGUUGUGCAGAAAGUAUUCUCUGGCGGCGCCAUGAUGCUUGCAACAAUGGAUGGCGAGAACUUUCCGCACCCUGUGAACGCAGAUGUAGUCAAAAAAUACUUCGCAUAGACCUGAUAAAAAAAAAAGAAGAGAAGAAAAAAAAAAGAAAAAAAAGAAGAAAAGAAAAGAAAAAGAGAAAAGAAAAUGAAUCAGGCAAAAGAAUGAAAAAGAAACAAAUAUACCCGCUAAGUUGAAAACCCGAAAGGGCGGCUUAGGCAAAAAAGGGACAAAAGCGAACGACUACAUCUCGCAUGCCACCAUGGCAAUCACUCUUCAUACGUGCUUAGGGCUCCCGACCGAGGGAUAAGCAAGACUCCGUGUUCUUGAGUUUGCACCUGGCAACUCAAAUCCCUAAAGCAUUCUCCAAUUCCAAUCGUCGUGUUUAGGGCUCCCGACCGAGGGAUAAGCAAGACUCCGUGUUCUUGAGUUUGCACCUGGCAACUCAAAUCCCUAAAGCAUCCACCAAACCCCGUCGGGUCCACAAGUUCGGUGACAUUAUCAGAUCGGGCAGUGAUCAAUCCUAAUGAGUACGGUCUUCCAAAGCAAGGAGAUGAGAAUGUCGAGAUUAUAAAAGUGAUAGCGGGAUCGAAACUAAUGGAUAUCCGUUUCACAUUGCCAUUUCUCUUGUAUUCAAAAAUUGUGUGGUUACCUCUUACUAGGAACUACUUCUGAAAAUUGUAUGCCUUUCUUACGAGCGCUUUCGUUCUCAAUUAAUAAAGAUCUUUCUAUCUUAAACAGUUGUUUUCUUUUACUGUUUUGUUUGCAUAAAACGUCCUGAGUUUGUGUUAAACUUUGCAUAUGAAAGCUGCAUUGCUUUUACAAUACAUGAUUAGAAAUGAUAAAAAAACCUCGAAUUUGCUUCGAAGUCUUGUGUAACCAAGAUGCCAUGCUAUAUCUUGGGGCGUCUUCAUGUGUUUACCUCGCAGGUACCAUCCUUUCAAGUAUGAUAUGUCUGCGCGUUGGUGGAUCUAUCCAAACAGGAGGUUCUCACUCCCCAGCUAAGCACAUCUUAAUGAAAUUUCCUCAUUCUCUCCAGCUGAAUGCGCACGAAGGAGAUUUCUUCAUUUCAUAUCCUCAGCAAAGCACAUCUCAAUGCAAACUCCGUGUUUCAAAAGCCUUAUUCCCCGGUGGAAUAUCUUCUCCCCAAGUUGAAUCAUGAUUGAAUGGUAUCUGAUUCCCUAGUAAGCUCUUAAUGAGGUUCCUUGCCCGAGUUCCUCAUUCUCCCCAGUAGAGCGUUUCUCUCCCCAACAGAUUAACCUGUUUUCCCCAGGAGAGUCAUCUUAUUCCCCAGCGGACUGCUUCUCUCCCUAACAGGGUGACCUAUUUUCCCCACAAGAGUCAUCUUAUGCCCCAGUGGAGUUGUCUUAACAAAAGGUUCUUAUGCUAAGUUCCUUAUCCCCAGCGGAUUUCUCGUAUCCCUAGCGGAUCGAUAUGCGGAAGUAUUCGUCUUCCCCACUGAGUUCUCUCCUCAGCAGAGGUUCGCAUGCAUCCUCAGCAGAAUCUGCGUCCUUUAAGGAUUUCCCCAGCGGAAUACUUUAUCCCCUAGCAAGUCUGUCACUCCUCACCAGAGUUAUCUUCAUGAUUUGCUCUUAUCUCCACAUCCCCAGUGUGUCGAAGAUUGGCUUCCCCAGCAAGGUUCGCCAGGAUAUUCCCCGAGUUCAGUGGGAUGCUCUUAUCCUCAAGCAGGAUUCAUUCCCCAAGCAGAGCUCGCAUCCAGAUUUGAUCGUCUCUAGCAGAUUUCUGAUCCAUCUUUGCCAGCUCGCAGUUUGUGACUUCUGGUCACUCAUCUUGUCCUCCCCGCAGAGUUCCAUGCUCUCUCCAGGACUUCUUCAGCAAAUCAGUGCUCCUCCGCUGUUUCCCCAAGCAGCGUCUGAAUCAUGCAUCAUUUGCAUAGCAUUCUCAAAAGCGUGUAGCGUCUUCCUUCUCGGGAACGUUAUUCCAUACACAUUCAUACAUGCAUCAUGCAUAAAUCAUAUCAUGUCUGUCUCUUUCUGCAGGAAAGUUACCCAGAUUCAAAUGCCUCCUAGAGAGCAAUAUUCGCCUAGUCAUUACAGGCGCUUAUCCUGAUGUUUUGAAUCAGAAGAGGAUUGUUCUACUUAUUUUCUGGCACAGCUCAGAUCAGUUCAAAGACAUUCCUAUUCCCGAUGUCCCCAGAUCGGUGGAAGAUAUUUGUUCCUAUCCUGAUAUUCAGAUUAGUUGAAGGAACCGCCUCCGGAUCUCUAUAGAUCUUCCGAAGGAGCAAGCCCUCUGAUACAUCAGAUCAGUUGGAAAUAUCUACUCCCUGACGAUUUAGUUCGUUCAGAAGAAGAAACUCGUUUGCCCAGUCCUGAUGCUUAACCAUCAGUUGAAGACGUUUUCUUUACCCGGCGUACACAGUUCGGAAGAAACAUCCGUUCCUAUCCUAAUAUCCAGUUUCAGAUUAGUUGAAGGAACCGCCUCCGGAUCCCCAAGAUCUUACUAAGGAGCAAGCCACUGAUAUCAUCAGAUCAGAUGGAGAUGUUUGCCUGAUCGACUUUGUCUUUCAGAUGAAGAUUGUCCUACUUAUUUUCUAGCAUCAUGUCUAGAUCAGUUUAAAGGCAUUCUUUCCCCGGCGUACACAGUUCGGAAGAGAUAUUGUUCUUAUCCUGAUUACCAGUUCAGUUGAAAGAACCGCCUCCGGAUCCCCGUGGUCUUACGAAGGAGCUAGCCGCUAAUUCCCAGAUUAGUUGGAAUAUCUACCUGAUGAUUUAAUUGCAUCAGAAGAGAUGUCUGCCCAGAUUCCCAGAUCUUGAUUCCCAGAUCAGAGAUACCUAUUACCUGUUGAUAUCCAGAUCAACCGGUGUAUCUCCUUCGAUUCCCAGAUCGACUUAAGACAUCUAUCCCGAUGCAAGUUCGGAGACAUCUGCUACGUUUGAUACUCAGAUCAUUCGAGAUGUUCCUUCUCUUGAUAACCAGAUCAUUUGAAGUGUUGUCCCCUUCCUGUGGGUGCCCGUUCCUCCUUUUUCACAAGGUGGAGCAUAUUUAUUAUCCAGAUCAAUUGAAGUUUUUUCUCCUCGCUUGCGGGGUGGUACAUUCCUUCUCAUUGCAAGUUGGAAUCUUCUAUUGAUCAAGAGCGCAAAUUUUCGAGUUCAUUCCGGUAUUCAAUCUCCUUCCACCUCAACGGUUCGAAACUUUCGUUUCUCACUCGUCAGGUUCAAGAAGUUUGAAUAGGGGCAGCUGUUGCACCCCAAAAUUUGCCCUCUUUAUUUGAGCUAUAAGUUAAUAAUGACGUUUAUUUCGUCAUUUCAAAAUUGAAGAAAAAUAAUAAAGAGUUUUCAUGGGUUUAAGAAGAAAAGCGUGAAAAAUGGUUUAAACGGUGGAAAUACGAGAAAAAUUCGCAAGUCAUAUUUGGAAGGUGAUAUGAGCUUAGUUCCCACGUUAUCUUGACUGUUUCGACGAUAUCUACAACUUUCGCGUUCGGUUCGGAAGCUAAUUCUUUGAGGAAGGUCGUCAAAUUGGCAAAUUACUUGAGAUUUCGUAGUGAAAAAUAGUGCUGAAUGUAGGGUUUUGCGCCUCGGAAAAUUCAUAUCUCCUAAUCCGCUCGCCGGAUUCGCUUGAAAAUUUAACUGGAGCUCCGUGACAUCAUUACCAAGAUUUCAUAUGUUCAGUCCGAAGGCCAACUAUGCACCAAAAACUCCCAGCAUUUUAAUGAUCGUCGCACGGUUUCGGUAAAAAAGUAUGUUUUCGAGUGUGUCGCACCGAGUUUGAAAAUUCAUAACUUCUUCGAUUUUUAUCGUAUGAAGCCCAUUCCGGUGGCAUUUUCUUGGAAAUUUCGUUAGCUUCGAUUCUUCGUCACACAUGCCAGGUCGGAUUCUGAGCCGAAGAUGAGGUUUUAUCGAGUUCUUUGAGCGGUACGCGCAAAAUUCUGCACAGUCGCGUUUGUUUGGACCGACGUUUCUCGUCAUUCAAACGCGCGUAUUUUCUUCGUCGCUUAUCCGUUUGAGGCGAUUCUCACGGCUAUGAUCUACGAUUUUAGUCACCUUCGAGUGGACGUUGGUUUCGUUCUGAGAUUCAGAGCCGAACCGAGUUUCCUUAAAAACGAGCCAAAACAAGACGAACCGAGGGCAAUUUAGACAUUUCGCGUUGACAAUAUAUAAACAUUUUGCUCUUCACAAAUCAAAGGGGAACUCUCAUAAUUUCAACUCACCAAUUUUCACAAACAUAUUCUCUCAAUUCUCUCUCAAUUCUCUUGAAUCAAAACCACAAAUUACAUAAAACUUUCAUCAAUAUUCAUCAAAGUUCAUCAAGAUCAAGAACAUGGAUUGAAGAAUCAAGAUCGAAGUUCGGAUUUCUCUUCUUCUCUCCUCAUUGGAUCUUGCGCGCGCCUCCCUCUCUCUCACACUCCGGAUUUUGUUCGAGUUCGUCGCGUUCGUGUCGUGUUCGCGUUCAUAUCGUGUUCGUGUUCGUGCUUCGGUUGGAUCUUCAUUCGGUAAGCCUUGAACCAUUGAAUUAAGUGCUUAAUUGUUGAUUAUAUGUGAAUUCAAAUCUAGAUCUACUCCUUGUUCUUGAUUUAUGGAUGAUUGAUAAUGAUUGAUCGGUGAAUUUGCGUAUUUUUGUCCGAAUUGAUCGUGUUCAUGUAAAUUGUGAUUGGAUUUGAUGUUGAUUGAAUAUGAUUGAUAUCCGUUGAUGAUGAAUUGUGUUGUUCGUGUUCGGAUCCGUGAUUUGUUGUUGACUUUGUGUGCAUAAUUGUUGUUGAUAGUUUGUGUUGCUUGUGAUGUACUCCACGUGUUUGUAUAAAUGCAUGUGAUGCAAUGUUGCUUGAUAUUUGCUCUAUUUGACGAGUCGCACUUAGAAUAAUUGUUAACACGUGGAUUAUUUGAUGUGUGGAUGCAUGUAAAUUGUGUUGUUGAUGUUUGCUUGUGCUUAAUUGGUACGUUUUGGAUUGAGUGCGAAUGGCUCCAAGGCCUUUAAAAUGCUUAAAAAUCUGUUUUUACACACCAGGAACCGGGUUGUCCCAGGCGGGAACCGGUUCCCACUAUAUCCAAAAAUGCUGUUUCUCUGGUUUUUAGUACCAGGAACCGGGUUGUCCCUAGGUGGGAACCGGUUCCUGGCUUGCUAAUUUUUGUGUUCUCUGGCUUUUUGUAUGGGGAACCGGGUUGUCCCUAGGGGGGAACCGGUUCCCAGCUUGCUUAUUUUCUCAUUCUCUGUGUUUUUGUACCAGGAACCGGGUUGUCCCUAGGUGGGAACCGGUUCCCAGUUUUCUGAAAUGUUCAUUCUCUGGUUUUUUGUAUGGGGAACCGGGUUGUCCUAUGCAGGAACCGGUUCCUGAGUGUUUUUUUUCAUAUUUCAUUUUCUAACUUCAAACUUUCGUAUCUUUUCACUCGUAACUCCGAUUUGUGCGUUCUUUAUAUCGUUGGAAAGCUUGUGAAACGUGCUAUCUCAUGAGAUGAUUGAUAUUGAUUGUUUGUCAAGUUCUCCAUGUUUGUUUUUCCUUUUCAUGUUGAUCGUUUAUCUUACAUUUACAUAAUUUGUCCGUUUCUUUUCGCUUUAUGCAAUAACGCAAUUCCGAUUGCGAUGUUUGUUAUCUCUAACCUGUGUGCUAGUGUGCAAGGCAUUUAGACGGUCGCCGAUUGAUACUCAUUGCUUGAGUGUUCCGCUUCACUUGCGGAAUACGAUUCUAUCUCAUUUACUCGUGACGUGUUCUCAUCCUGGAGACACGAUCCCAUAUUACUUUAUAUCUGCUUGUUUGGUUUGCUUGUUCCUCUUGCAGGUGUAUUGUGAUUGUGCUCGACAUACGAGUCGACAUUUGUGCGCUUUAUAAAUAAUCGGUGUGCUGAAUCGGUGUGCUGACUAUUUGCUUUUGCUUUGCUAGCUCGCUCGCGGGAUCCUUAGUUUCUUCGCUUCGUUUCUCCUCAUUUUACGGAUCAUCAUCCGUUUGGUAUUGAUUCCGUUUCAUUUUAUUAUUCCCGCACUUUAUCGCUUUCUCGCAUCAUCCUUUAACAUGAGAAGUAGGACUUAGACAUGCAUCUGGCCAAGUCCUCGAAAGAGGCUCUGUUUUUGUUGGUGUGUUUACAUUUGUGCUUUGCGGCAGGGAGUCACGGUGUAAUAAGACCUAUAUGGCACUCCGUUAAGUCCUCAUGGAAGGCAUGCGGUCAAGGGUCUGUAAUCAACCCCCGCCUAGUUUCAUCGAGUCCGUUCAGUAAGCGCAUGCUACGCGUUGCCUGCUUCUGAACCAGCACAAGAUCUUGUUAUCGAGUAUGUCAGGAAAAGGGUCCAUGCAGCCGGACCCCCGCCUUUCUUAUAGCUCGCGUCGCUCGACGUUGAUGCUCGGUGUACGCACGCACCGUUUUCCUUUACGAUCCGUGACGGCUUGGUUGCCGAGAGGGGUCCGCCCUCUUGUCUAUGGCCCGAUCAUUUUCACGAGGUCUAAUGCAUGGUUGACUUGGGUUGAGCUGCUCCCCUUGGCUAUGGCGGGACCGUUUUUCUACCAUUCGGUCAGUACCGUUGGUUUUGUUUGCUUUACGAGUGGAUGCUCGUUUGUGUGCUAUUUGUUUGCUUUUGCCCUUUUCCUCGUAGGUUGAUAGCUUAGCUUAGACUGAUACCCUUUGUAUGAUAACAUUAGGUAGCAAGCUUUCACCCCUUAGCUUAAGUCUUCCUCAUGCAUUCUUUAAAACACAAACCACACUCUUUGAUUUUCUUUUCUUAAGAGCUUGUUAUUUCCGCUCCGUUCCCAGCAUAAGUCUCCAAAGGUCGAGCAGCGGAGUGUGAAUGUAACUUGUUCACUUAAAAAACACAAAACAAACAAAAUUAGUUAGCCGAGCUACGGUAGCUCUGAUUCUGCAAAACAGAUACGUAGGCAGCGGGGUAGGGCCCGUGCGAGCAUAAUCCUUUCUUUUCCCUACAUUCUGCAUUCAUUUUAGUCCAGAUUAGCGUAGAUUUGUUACACACCCAUAGAUUUAGACACAAGCGUGGAUACCAUCGAGUACGAUGGGCGCGUGGGGUGCUAACACCUUCCCCUCGCGUAACCGACUCCCUUACCCUUUUUCUCUGGUCGUGAGACCGUUGUUUUGUUUUGUGGUUUGCUGGCAUUCCCUUCCUUUUCAGGAUAAAUAUGUUAGUGGCGACUCUGUUAAUUUUCGCGGUAGCGACAAUGGUACCUGGACUCUGGAUGCUCACGACACAUGACAGGAAGAAGGUCUAUGUUCCAAGACCUGGUGCUUAAGUCUGGAGGAGAAGUCAAGUUUGGAGGAGAUCAGAAGGGCAAGAUAAUUGGCUCUGGAACUAUAAAGUCUGUUUGAUAAUUUUGCAGAUUGUGAUAUUGAUAUAUCAGAAGCUGCUGAGCCAAGAAGCAACGCAUCAGAAGCAGAGCUUCUCAGAAGCAAAGAAUCUGAAGAUCAAGUAUCAGCUUCUCUGGAGGAUCUAAGCAUUUCUGAAGAACCAUCUGUCAGAAGAUCAUCCAGACUCAUCUCUGGUCAUUCAGAAGAUGUCAUUCUUGGAAAGAAGGAUGAUCCAAUCAGAACAAGAGCAUUCCUUAAGAACAAUGCAGAUUGUCAAUUAGGUCUUGUAUCUUUGAUCGAGCCAACUUCUGUUGAUCAUGCUCUAGAAGAUCCAGACUGGAUAAUUGCUAUGCAAGAAGAAUUGAAUCAGUUUACAAGGAAUGAUGUUUGGGAUCUUGUUCCUAGACCAGAUGGAUUCAAUAUAAUUGGUACAAAGUGGGUCUUCAGAAACAAGCUCAGUGAGAAAGGUGAAGUGGUAAGGAACAAAGCCAGACUGGUGGCUCAGGGUUAUAGUCAGCAAGAAGGGAUUGACUAUACAGAAACCUUUGCACCAGUGGCCAGGUUAGAAUCUAUUCGUCUAUUAAUUUCAUUUGCCACUCAACAUAACAUCACUCUCUAUCAGAUGGAUGUUAAGAGUGCCUUUUUAAAUGGUUAUAUAGAUGAAGAAGUUUAUGUCCAUCAACCUCCUGGUUUUGAAGACUCUAUGUCUCCUAAUCAUGUUUUUUAAACUUAAGAAAUCAUUGUAUGGAUUGAAACAGGCUCCCAGAGCUUGUAUGAACGUUUAAGUUCUUUCCUUCUGGAUAAUGGUUUCACUAGAGGAAAAGUGGACACUACUCUCUUUUGUAAAACCUUUAAAAGGGAUAUUUUAAUUUGUCAAAUAUAUGUAGAUGAUAUUAUUUUUGGAACAUCUAAUGCUACACUUGGAAAGGAGUUUGCUGAGUCUAUGCAGGCUGAGUUUGAAAUGAGCAUGAUGGGAGAACUCAAGUAUUUCCUUGGAAUACAAAUAAAUCAAACAUCAGAAGGAACGUAUGUUCACCAAACCAAGUAUGUGAAGGAACUUCUGAAGAAGUUUAAUCUUCUAGACUGCAAAGAAGCCAAAACUCCUAUGCAUCCAACAUGCAUCCUAGGUAAGGAUGAGGUAAGUAAGAAGGUAGAUCAGAAGUUAUACAGAGGUAUGAUUGGAUCUCUUCUAUAUCUGACUGCUUCUAGACCUGACAUUCUGUUCAGUGUUUGUUUGUGUGCUAGAUUCCAAUCAGAUCCUAGAGAAUCUCAUUUAACUGCUGUUAAGAGAAUUCUAAGGUAUCUGAAAGGUACUACUAAUGUUGGCUUAGUUUACAGAAAAUCUAAAGAAUACAACUUAGUAGGAUUCUGCGAUGCUGACUAUGCUGGAGACAGAAUUGAAAGAAAAAGUACUUCAGGAAGUUGCCAAUUUCUUGGAAGUCAUUUGAUCUCUUGGUAUAGCAAGAAGCAAGCAACUAUUGCUCUAUCAACGACAAAAGCAGAAUAUGUCGCUGCUGCUGGUUGCAGUACACAGAUGCUCUGGAUGAAGAGUCAGCUGGAAGAUUAUCAGAUAUUUGAGAGUAACAUUCCUAUAUUCUGUGAUAAUACUUCUGCCAUAUGUUUAUCUAAGAAUCCUAUUCUUCAUUCAAAAGCUAAACAUAUUGAGAUUAAACAUCAUUUCAUAAGGGACUAUGUUCAGAAGGGUGUUAUUUCUUUAAACUUUGUUGAUACAGACCAUCAAUGGGCUGAUAUUUUUACAAAACCCCUGGCUGAAGAUAGGUUUAAGUUCAUUCUGAAGAACAUCAGUAUGGAUUUAUGCCCAGAAUGAGAAGAUGAGAAGUUCUUACGUAUGAGUAUCUUCUGAAAUGAAUGUGAAUUUUUUUAAAAAUCAGAAGUUCUGAUUGAAAUCUUUUAGAAGUUAUGAUUCGGUUAUUACUAACGUUUCAUUGUCUAAGUUGAUUCAGAACCUUUUUUAAAGCAAAACAGCUGUAACGUUUUAUCUCGGGAUGGUAAACCUGUCUUUACUGUUCAUGGAUAAGCGCGCGUGCAGUUGAAGGGACGCCGCCCAUAGGUAACUGUGCUAGUCACCUCAUUUGUCUUUAUUAUCUCUCCUCAUGUCACGUAACAUUAAAUGCUAUUCAUCAUUUGUUUCAUUUUAAAUACUCUUCAAACGUUUCUCCUUUCCUCUUACAGUUUCUCUAUUGUACUUUUUCAUUUUUUUUGUCUAUUUAAAUCCUCCGUUCUUUUGCAUUCCUCAUCAAGUUUUCUUCUCUCUCUCUUCUAUUUCCUUUCUUGCUCAAACAAAGUCUUUUAUUUUUCGCUUUAAAAAAUUCCUAGCUCAAACCUAGCGUUCAUCAUGAAUUCUCUCAACUCAAUGAGAACGGAUGGAAGGGUUACUCAGUUACCGGAUGUGAAGCAUAUCUUGGAAUGGCUCUCCAAGUCUCUUUCAAGACAGAUCUCUUCUUCAAUGCUGUUAUCAACAUUUAUCCAAAGGAAGAAGACCUUCUUGAGUCACUGGAGCCCGUUUGCAACAUUAGCUCCCUGUCUGUGAACUGUCCCUCACUUCCUCCCUGGUCUCUUGAAUCUCUUCUACAGUGGAGAUUCUAGUCUGAAAAGACAAGAAGACCCCAGGGAUUCUUGAUGGGUUGACACAGAUUGUGUCUUGCUAGGGUGUUGUUUUUAAUUUUUGUAGUCAUUUCCUCUUGGGGUGACUUUUUAUGUAUUUGCUAGGAAUGUUUCUCAUCUUGUUAAACAUAAGAACCUUUGUAAAAUCUGUUGAUUAUCAAUGAAAAGUUUCUUUGUUUUUUACAUUCCAGUGAUUUCAUUUGUCGUUUUAUACAUCUGAAUCUUUUGAAUAUUCUUUUUGAUGUUAUGACAAAAAGGGGGGGAAGAUAAAUGAUAAAUGAUUUGAUUAAUCUAUCAGUUGCUGGGUAAAACUCCCACACAUUUACUAACAAGAACUGCAAGUUCUAUAUGGUUUAAGUGUUUUGCAGGUAUAAAGAAGUGAAGAGAAUCUUCAAAGCAAACACAAGAAGCAAAACCAUGGAAACUGAAGCAAGCUGAGUGCUAUCAAGCUUCAGAAAUCAGAAGCACUGAGAAUAGAAUUUGAUCCAAACUUUGUCUAUUUGCUUUGACAAAAUUCUAUUUGCUCUGAUACAUUUUAUGUUCUGACUCGUUCAUGCUGACUUUUGUCGUUUAGUUUUUGUUCUGUAACAUUUCAGGAUGUAGAGAUGCUCUGAUGAUGCUCUGGUACAUUCAACAAUGUUCUGAUACAAAUCUAGCAUGAAGUGAUGUUGGAAGAAAUUCAAAGCUCUGAAGCUAUCCGAGGGAAGCAGAAAUCAGAAGCUGUGAAUGUUCUAAAGAUCCAGAAAACUCAAGUUCUGAAGCUGUCCUAGAUGGAAGCAGAAAUCAGAAGCUGUGAAUGUUCUGAAGAUCAAAGAAAUUCAAGUUCUGAAGCUGUCCUAGAUGGAAGCAGGAAUCAGAAGCUGGGAAUGUUCUGAAGAUCAAAGAAAUUCAAGUUCUGAAGCUGUCCUGAAUGGAAGCAGGAAUCAGAAGCUGUGAGUGUUCUAGGGAUCUAAAGAAAUUCAAGUUCUGAAGCUGUCCAAUGGAAGCAGAAGUCAGAAGCUAUGAAUUCUCUGAAGACAGAAGCUUAUGUGAUCGUCUCUACCGAAAUAAUCAGGGAAGUCUUUUAUUAAAGUUCUUCGAGUAUUUAUUUCAGGGGGAGAUUAUUUAUCUCAGGGGGAGAUUGUUAAUCUCAGGGGGAGACAUAUUCACAUGCUUAUGCUAUAGCUGUGUAAUUUGUCUUUUGCCGUCUGUUCUUUCUGAUCGCAAAUUCAUAUCAUUUAUAUAUGUUUUUGUCAUCAUCAAAAGGGGGAGAUUGUUAGAACAAGAUUUGUUCUGAUCAAUUAUCUUAGUUUUGAUGAUAACAAUAAUAUGAAUUUUGCUUAAGAUAAUAUGGUACUCUAAUCCAAUGCAAUUUCCUUUUCAGGAAAUAUAUAUAGAGUAUGCAUAAAUCAGCGCUCAGAAGCUUUGUCUCAAAUGGUUCAGCAUGCAACAUCAGAACAUGGUCUGGCAAGACAUCAGAAGAUGGUCGAAGCAGAAUCAGAACAUGGGUCUAUGGAAGCAUCAGAAGAACAAGAGAUCAGAAGCACUGAAGUUCUGAUGGUAUCACGCUCAGAAGCACUUCAAGGUCAGAAGAUCAGAAGAUGCUAUGCACCAAGCUGUUUGACUCUGAUGAUAAUCAAACGUUGUAUUCACAAACAUCAGAUCAGAAGAAAGUACAAGUGGCAGGCUACGCUGACUGACAAAAGGAACGUUAGAAGCUAUUAAAGGCAACGUCAGUAGACACAGCGUGAACAAGGCUCGAGGUAGUUGACAAAAGCGUAUAACAUUAAAUGCGAUGCUGUACGGAACACGCAAAGCAUUAAAUGCACUCAACGGUCAUCUUCUCAAACGCCUAUAUAUAUGAAGUUCUGAUGAGAAGCAAGGUUAACGAUUCUGCACCAAAAACAACUCAUAUCAACUUGCUGAAACUCUGUUCAAAUCAAAACUCAGAAUCUUCAUCUUCAUCAAAGCUCACUACAUUGCUGUUGUAAUAUCUUAGUGAGAUUAAGCUUAAACUUUAAGAGAAAUAUCACUGUUGUGAUUAUAGCUUUUUAGAAGCAUUGUAAAACUCUUAGAAAGAUUACAUUAAGUUGUAAGGAACUAGAGUGAUCAAGUGUUGAUCAGGAUACUCUAGGAAGUCUUAGCUUGUGUCUAAGCAGUUGUAAUUAGAGUGAUCACGUGGUGGUCAGGAUACUCUAAGAAAGUCUUAGCUUGUGUCUAAGCAGUUGUUCCUGGAGUGAUCAGGUUGUGAUCAGGAUACUCUAGAAGACUUAGUUGCGGACUAAGUGGAAAACCAUUGUAAUCCGUGCGAUUAGUGGAUUAAAUCCUCAGUUGAGGUAAAUCAUCUCUGCGGGGGUGGACUGGAGUAGUUUAGUUAACAACGAACCAGGAUAAAAAUAACUGUGCAAUUUAUUUUUAUCUGUCAAGUUUUUAAAACUACACUUAUUCAAACCCCCCUUUCUAAGUGUUUUUCUAUCCUUCAAUUACGCUGGACAUAAUUCCGUAAAAAUUCUAAGCAAACACAUCAUGUGCAGGUGAGCAACGUGGUAUUUUUGAAACCAUCAUGCAAGCCGUCGAGAAACAAAGAGGGGGGUGUUUUUUUUGCAUGGUUAUGGAGGUACCAGCAAGACUUUCAUGUGGAGAACACUGUCAAGUGCACUCCGUUCCGAAAGAAAAAUAUGUAUUACUGUUGCUUCAAGUGGCAUAGCUUCAUUAUUAUUACCAGGUGGAAGAACUGCCCAUUCAAAGUUCAAAAUUCCAGUUCCGACUCUUGACAACUCUACGUGCAAUAUUGACAAGAAUACCGAGCAUGCACAGUUACUUCAAGCAACUGAUGUGAUCAUAUGGGAUGAAGCACCCAUGGCACAUAAAAAUUGCUUUGAGGCAUUAGACAAAACACUUAAAGACCUCAUGAAUCAGAAUGGUCGGUCGGGAAGAAUAUUUGGAGGCAAAGUUGUUGUAUUCGGCCGAGAUUUCCGGCAUAUUCUUCUUGUUGUUCCAAGAGCUUCCCGUUCAGAUAUUGUGCAUGCAUCAAUAUUCUCAUCUUAUGUGUGGGAUCACUGCAAGGUCCUGACUCUAACCAGAAAUAUGAGGCUUAGGAAUGAUAAAGGCAAUAAGAACAGCCGUGAUAUUGCAUAAUUCUCGAAAUGGAUACUGGAUGUCGGCGAUGGUAGGCUAUCUGAACCAAACGAUGGAUUGGCCGAUAUAGAUAUCCCUCAGGAGUUACUAAUUACAGAUUUUGAAGAUCCCAUACAAGCCAUCAUUGAAAGCACGUACCCGAAUUUGUUGCAAAAUCAUACCCGUCCUGAUUAUUUGCAAGGCAAAGCAAUUCUUGCAUCAACAAUUGAAGUUGUUGACAAAAUCAACCAUUAUAUUUUGAACCUAAUUCCAGGUACAUAUCAUUAACAUAUCGCAUUAAUGUUCAGAUUGGUCAAAUAUUUUUAUGUAUAAGAUGUUUUUCAUUAUCCGACGUUAUAAUGAUAUUUUUCUCUAUCUUUAGGGGAAGAAAAGGAAUAUUUGAGUUUUGACGAGAUAGACAAGACCGAUGCGACAUACACUGAAGCUUAUGAAGUUCUAACACCAAAAUUUUUGAGUAAUCUAAGAACAUUCGGUCUACCGAAUCACAUUCUCAAAUUGAAGGUUGGUACACCAAUUAUGUUGAUGAGAAAUUUAGACCAAUCUCAAGGAUUGUGCAAUGGCACAAGACUUAUUGUUACAAGGUUGGCCAAUCAUGUCAUUGAAGCAAGAAUUAUUUCUGGCAAAAAUAUAGGUAACCUCUUUUACAUUCCUCGAAUGUCUAUGUCGCCUUCAGAGUCUCCUUGGCCAUUUAAGUUAAUUAGACGACAAUUUCCAAUAAUUGUCUCUUAUGCUAUGACAAUUAAUAAAUCACAAGGUCAAUCUCUUGAUACCGUCGGACUAUAUUUGCCUACUCCGGUCUUUAGUCAUGGUCAAUUAUAUGUUGCCAUAUCUAGAGUUACCAACAAAAACGGUUUAAAGAUAUUGAUUCAUGACAACGACAAUGUUCCGCUGUCGACGACUACAAACGUCGUGUACAAGGAAGUUUUUCAAUCACUUUGUUAACUGGUUGAAGGCGAAGUCAACAAAACAUGUCACCAGCCACCGCCCACCCUGAUUAAAAGCACAUGAAUUUUUAUUUUAUUUAUUGAAUGGUAGAGAAAAUUGUGUUAAUUUCAUUGUUGUGUUUGUUUGUAUUUUAUGUACAGUGUGAAA